ACUCGUAGGCUUCCGUAGGAAACGUGGCGUCGGGUUUGUUGACUUUUUUUUAUCUCAGUCAGCUGACCUGGUCUCGCGUUAUCAACAAACCAGACAAAAGGACACAAUGACAUUGCUACGUUCACUUUUAGUUUGUCUUGUUCGCUUGUAGCAAAAAGAAUCCCAAGAUGACAGUUAUUUGUGCGACUUGACUGACUCAGUGUCCCGCUGCGAGGCUACGGCGAGGCUUGCUAGUUAGCUGCUGACAUGGAGGGCAUUUUGUACAAAUGGACCAACUACAUGACAGGCUGGCAGCCGCGCUGGUUCGUCUUAGACAACGGAGUCAUCUCCUACUACGACAGCGAGGACGACGUUGGCAAAGGCAGCAAAGGAUCCAUCAAGAUGUCUGUGUGUGAAAUUAAAGUUCACCCGACGGACGCCACACGUCUGGAGUUGAUCAUUCCGGGCGAGCAGCACUUUUACGUGCGGGCAGUGAACGCAGCAGAGAGACAGAGGUGGCUGGUGGCGCUGGGAUCGUCCAAAGCGGGAACGCUGGACGGUCACAGACACAAAGGUCCUGAUUGUCUAAAGACAAAAAUGUCAGAGCUGCGUCUCUACUGUGACCUCCUUGUCCAGCAGGUGCAAACCAUCCAAUCACAGUCCACCACAGACCCAGAGACCACACCCACAUCUGAGGCAUCCCUCCUCAGUGCCACCUGUGCCACCUUCAUCAGGACACUGGAGGAGUGCAUCACCUUGGCCCGGCACAGCGUUGCGCCUGACCUUCAACCUCCUGAAAGGUUGAGGAGGUCAGUCAGUCACCCUGGAAUGUCCACUUUGGACAGGUCUGGGAUCCUGAAAGAGAGCUGGAGCGGAGGUCCAAGGUGGAAGCAGCGACGGAACCGGGCGAGCUCAGACAGCUCCGUGUACGACGGCGAGCCCACGUAUAAAGGUUUGCUUCCGAGCCUCGGCAGCGAGUCGUCCUCCAUCCCCGAGGAGCGCGGUAACGGCGUGAGUCCAAAGACCACGCCCACUGACACGGACACUGACCUGUCCUUCUGAAGGUCGCUAUCGAGGCCACGAAUGUAACUUUUAUAGAGUGAGAGGUUUGUCAAAUGUGCACUUUGGACUUUUGGACUUACACCCCCUGGCCCCCACCCCCUCCACAAUGUGAACAAGUGCUGCCAUGUUGUUGUGAUGACCGCGACUGCGACUGUGAAUGUGCAGCAAACAUCACAGCUUUGUUCCGUCGCGCUCUGCUGGGACCAUCACCUUUGGCUCCGCCCCCCACUCACGCCCCUGCGCCAGGUGAACUCCUGCUUUCAGUCGGUGUUGGGGGGGGGGUGGAAUGUUUCUCGUGUUAUUGUGACUGAAAGUGUCAUGGCACGGCAAGAGGCGGGACAUCAUUUUGCAAUCCUUAGCGGGCUUCAGCUUUAAAAGUCAACAACCUUCACUUCCUGGCAGCUUCUUGUGCACUUUAAAACUCCUUCUUGGUGUCUGUCACCAUGGUAACUUACCCCCAGGUGUGAAGCACUUAAAAGCACUCAGCUUACGUAAACAAAUAUUAUUAUAAAAAAAAUUUCUGAAGGAAAUAUGCAGAUGUAAUGAAAUGUUUUUGACCCCCAAAUAAAAAAAACCCCAGA
Molecule: messenger RNA, 1622 nt
Organism: Dunckerocampus dactyliophorus (ringed pipefish)
Lineage: Eukaryota; Metazoa; Chordata; Actinopteri; Syngnathiformes; Syngnathidae
Gene: plekha3
Product: pleckstrin homology domain containing, family A (phosphoinositide binding specific) member 3
Exons: 8
Coding region: 247-1041 (264 amino acids)
Biological process (GO): endosome organization; retrograde transport, endosome to Golgi; receptor recycling
Cellular component (GO): trans-Golgi network; recycling endosome; early endosome
Source: RefSeq, a predicted model, not a curated record